Messenger RNA from Aspergillus piperis CBS 112811, 1540 nucleotides. RefSeq names its product FAD-dependent oxidoreductase. NCBI's taxonomy places the organism in Eukaryota, Fungi, Ascomycota, Eurotiomycetes, Eurotiales, Aspergillaceae. The transcript has 5 exons. Gene Ontology annotation, molecular function: monooxygenase activity; FAD binding. The record is from RefSeq and is a predicted model, not a curated record. The coding region runs from base 1 to 1437 and encodes 478 amino acids. Gene Ontology annotation, biological process: secondary metabolite biosynthetic process.
AUGACCGUGACAGACGAUUGCACCCAGCGCUACCCAGAAACCGGCAUAUCAGUUCUGAUAGUCGGAGCCGGGGUCGCAGGACUAAUGGCUGCUCUCGAAUGUUGGCGCAAUGGACACGACGUUCGUAUCGUCGAACGAUCUCCCGAAGAACUAACAAACCUACCAGGUGACUCGUUCACAAUCGGCCCCAGUGCAACACGCGCAUUCAAACAUUGGCCCAAACUAGCCGAAGAGAACGAAAAGAUUGCAUUCGUACCUCAUCUUGCUUUCUACACUUUGAGCGGUGAUCGUGUAACAGAGCCGAAUCAUGUUGAAUACAGGAAGGACAAGGGUUCCAAAAAGGUACCAGGGCAAAUCACCCGCCAUUGGAGACCCCAACUUCACGACAUGCUUCUCAGGCAGCUCUACGUCAUCGGUAUCAGCGUCGAAUAUGGCUGCAGAGCGGUGGAAUAUUUCGAGAUAAGUCAUACUGGGCGUGCAGGUAUAAUACUGGCAAAUAGCGAACGGCUAGAAGCAGACGUCGUCAUUGCUGCCGAUGGGUUGAGAAGUCAUUCGACCAAAGUGACACUGGGGCAGGAGAUUCGGGCACGACCAACCGGACAAGCUCUUUAUCGGACAGCCUUUCCGGUCGAGAUAGCCAUGAAUGAUCCGAUGGUUCGAGAGCGAUUUCCGGUCGUAGGUGAAAAAGAAGGACCGAUUGAAUUCUGGGCUGGCGAGCACUACCAUUUCCUCGUCAUCAGGACAUCCGAUACUAUGUCCUGGACUUUAUCGCACAAAGACUACGAAAGCGCCACCGAAUCCUGGUCCCACCAAUCCGACCCCGAAGACGUCCUCAAAAUAACCUCAACUAUCCCGGACUGGCCAGAAGUAGCAGAUCGGCUGAUCCGUCUCACGCCCAAAGACAGACUCCUUCACUUCCGCGUUAUGUGGAGAGAUCCCCAACCCACCUGGGUAUCGCCAGCAGGCCGUAUCGUACAGAUUGGAGACGCCGCACACACAUACAUCCCAGCGUCAGGCAACGGCGCAACACAGGGAAUUGAAGAUGCAGUCUCGCUAGCUACAUGCUUACGAAUGGCAGGAGGAACAGAGCAGGUUCCGUGGGCGUUGAGGAUCCAUAAUCGGCUACGCUUCAUCCGGGUCUCCUGUCUCCAAAAGCUAGGCCUCAUCAAUCUCAAAAGCUACUCCGAAAAGCCCAAGAAAGACAACUUCACACCAAAGGGGCUCCAGUAUCUAACAGCGGAGUGGAUCUGGGGUCAUGAGCCGGAGACAUAUGCCGAGGAGAACUACAACAAGGUACUGGAUCAUUUGCAGCGGGGCACGCCGUUCCAGGAUACAAAUAUACCCCGCGGUCAUGUGUACCGAGACUGGACUAUCGAUGAGAUGUUGGAGAUGCAGGAGAGGGGAGAGGAGAUUGAGUUGGAUGGGGAGUGGGAGUAGAUCAUUACCAAUGUGUUUGACUUGCUGUCUAUAGUCUUGUGUUUAUACGUAGUAUAUGCUACCUAAUAAUUAAAAAUGCAUUAACUGGAUUUUGAUGUUGUGC